GAUUCGACUGAGAUCAAUUCCGGAGUGUCCAGAGUAAUUCAAGUGAUGGAAGAUUAUGAUCUGACCAAAGAAGACUGGGAUUCCAUUAUAGAGGUUGGCCAGUUUGAAGGCCAAAGAGAUCCUGUAGCGUCAAUCCCGUCUAAGGUGCGUAUCUUUUUUUAUUCUAAACUUCGUUCAAGAUUUUGAUAAUGUGAAAGGAUUGUAGGGCGCCAAUCGGCGACAAAAUCAGUUGAAGGACUUAUAUGCCCUAAAGGGCCAUCUAGACUAACCACUUCGAAAAAAAAAUGUAAGAUUUCCCUCCCCACCUCCUCUAAGCGAUGUUGUGCCGCUGUUCAAGCUACACGUAGGAAGUGACAUUCCACUCAGCUUGAAAUGGGGGCGGGGGAAUGGAGGGAGGAUGCGGUUUGUUUGUUUAUUUCUUUCUUUUUGUUUCUUUUUCUGCGAAGUAAACACCAUUCGUAAUUGUCGCAAAAAUUUUGUCGCCGACUGUUUAUUCAAAGGCUUUUCGUAACUUGCACUGAAGGAGAGCGACAUCAUCACCCCUUCACUCCUAACCAUGGCCAAAAAAAUUGACUUGAUCAAGGAAACCCAGCUAGUGUAUAUAAAGAAGGUUCAUGGAUCGCGUAGUCGCUUUUUCCUUAUCGAAAAUUUUACUGUGUUGGGUCAGUUAUAUUGGGUUCCGUUAUGUUCACCGUUAGCUAUUUAACGUUUCUGUGUAGGUAAAAGCGGCGUUUACACGCUCAUACAACAAGGAAAAACAUAAAACGCCGUACGCCAUCCGCGCGGCGCCAAAGAAGGGAAGAAAGGGCGGCGCAGGGGAGGAUGACCAAGGAAUGGACGAAGAAGGCCUUGAACAAGAAGGCGAGGAAAAUAGUCAAGAGAAGGAUGAUAUUGAGAACGAUGCAAUGAUCAAGGCUACUAAGAAACCAACCAAAGGAGGGAGCGCAAGAGGAAGAGGAGGGAAGGGAAACAAAGAUGCUGCCAAAGAAACGACGAAGGGCAAAGGAAAGGGAAGAGGAAAGAACCGAAAUUAA
Porites evermanni is the source of this 1034-nucleotide messenger RNA. The record is from the annotation of a GenBank genome assembly. NCBI's taxonomy places the organism in Eukaryota, Metazoa, Cnidaria, Anthozoa, Scleractinia, Poritidae.